AUGCUCCAGAUAAUUUCCGCUGCGCUAUGCACCUUCUUCGGUUUCCGAAACAAUCCGCUUGCUGACAUCCCAUACGCCUCCUGCUUUCCUACCCUAGGCCUUCUGUCAGAGAAAUGGUCCCAUGAUUUCUACUCAACGUCGAUGAGGGCCCUUUUCAACGCAGCCGCGGAGGAGGGCAUAUCCUGGACGCUUAUCGGGGGUGUGCCCUUGGUAUACCUUCGACACCCCGCCUUGAUCCGACAGGUGUUUGUCAAAAAUGCGGAAUCUAUUAGUCGGUGUGGAACCCAGACCAGAGGUCCCUUUGGAACCGGCAAACGUAUCAUUCGCAGUGCCCUGAUUACCGCUGAUGGAGACGUCGCCAGACAUUGGCACGCUGAUAUGACCCGAGGUUUCCACAACAGACCCGCUAUGGAGAGGUUUCAUUGGAAGCUGAUCUCGAUUGCGACGAACCACGUCCAAAAACUCCGAGACAUCGGGAUGGGUGAUAACCUCCAAAGUCUCCUACAGGAUUAUGCCAUGGACGCGGUAUGGUGUCUGGGGCUCGGGUUAGAGAAUGCCUCCCAAUGUACAAGGGAAUGGCAGGAGCCAUUUGCCCAGUAUGUGCAGAUGGCGGCGAGUAUGUCGUAUCCACUCCAUCACACCAUGAUGAAUCUUAUGUGCGGUCGGGAUUUUGAAGAACCAGAUUACUACGAGAAUGACCUCCAUGAAAGGAUUGAGAAUUGUGUCCUCCAGCUUCUAGAGGCCAACUCGGACCUCCUCAACCCGGAGGCCGUGGAAACACUCGAGCAAAUGAACUUCCUCCAGAGGAUAUCCCACGAGACAGGCGGGAGCGCAGCACAACCCAUCACCCCGGAUGUUCUCGCCCACGCGAGGCAAAUCUUCUCCCACGGGUUUCCCGCCCCGACGCUACUCCUCCUCUGGGCGCUGAGGGAGUUAACCCUAUACCCCGAGGUGAAGCAGAAGCUCCGCACGGAGCUCCAAGAAAGUGACUGGCACCAUCGCCAGGAGCUGCAACUUCUUUCGAAACUUCCAUACCUCAAUGCGGUGGUGAACGAGCUACUUCGCCUACACCCCCCGAUCCCGACUACCGCCCGAGCUAUUGAUCGCCCCCUCAAUAUGCAAACUCAAUCCGGUGCUAGCCUUGUCAUUCCCGUGCAGGCUCGUGUGGCUGUCUCCCUUGCGAUGCUACAUCAAGACCCUUAUGUCUGGGGCGAGGAUGCCUCACAAUUUCGACCAGAGCGAUGGGACGGACUCCUCCCGAAUACGAUAGAGGGCGAGUGCAACUAUGUCCACGUCGCUCGACUGAGCGGCACUAAAUGUUCCAAUAUUCUCACCGACGAAAGCAUCCAAAAUAUGGAUGAUGGCAUGUUCUCUGCUAGGGAUGAACUGGUUAUGGAUAAACAAACUAGUUGGAAUUGA
This is a messenger RNA of Penicillium arizonense, 1419 nucleotides long. RefSeq names its product cytochrome P450. The transcript is spliced from 2 exons. Lineage: Eukaryota; Fungi; Ascomycota; Eurotiomycetes; Eurotiales; Aspergillaceae. The record is from RefSeq and is a predicted model, not a curated record. Bases 1 to 1419 code for a protein of 472 amino acids. Gene Ontology annotation, molecular function: heme binding; monooxygenase activity; iron ion binding.